Molecule: messenger RNA, 1749 nt
Organism: Caenorhabditis briggsae
Lineage: Eukaryota; Metazoa; Nematoda; Chromadorea; Rhabditida; Rhabditidae
Exons: 9
Coding region: 1-1749 (582 amino acids)
Biological process (GO): phospholipid catabolic process
Cellular component (GO): extracellular region
Molecular function (GO): glycerophospholipase activity
Source: RefSeq, a predicted model, not a curated record
AUGAAGUUACUCUUCUUUCUCUUUGGGUUAAUAGCUGCUAUAGAUCAAGAGAAACCAUGGCUGGGAGACAACAGAGUUCCCGUUGAGCAGGUGAUGAGUGAUCAUUCAUCUGGAAAAUUCAAAUAUGAAUAUGUGUCAGUUUGUGUGAAUGGAACAGAUGAGACACUUUUGGAUAUUGUUCAUGACAAAGAAUGUAAAGAUGCCAAAUCUCGAGUUGCCCUUGGAAAGUACUCCAACCAAGUUAACACAACUGGAUGGGGAAUUCUCGAAAUUGAAACAUUUGCCAGCCACUCUUACGAUGUCCAGGCAUACGCUGCUGGAGUCGCUGAAGGAGAGCUAACUCGUCUUCAGAUCUACUAUCACUACCGUAAUACCAUUGAGACAAUGUGCAAUAAUCAUACAUUGUUCUGCAAAAGGCUUUACGUUUACCUUCAACAGAAUUUGGAUUGGAUGAGAAGCCAAGUGCAAUCCCAUCCACCAACUGAUCCAUUCUGGCGUCAAGUCAAUUUGACUUUCGCUCAACUCACGGGAGUUUACGAUGCCUACAGUAAGAGAAACUUGACACCAGAAAUCGGUUUCGAUCUUCAUCCGAUUUACAUGAUGCAACUUGCUGGAGAUAUGUUUGAUCUCAAUAAAUACCUCAAUAAGACUCCAGAUCCAUUGGAAUAUCCAGAAGCCGGAAGAUGCUCCGGAUUCAUCAAGUUGGCUCCAGGAAACAAGGACUUGUUCAUCGCUCAUGUCUCUAUGUCAUCUCUAAGUUGGAUGCAGAGAAUUUUGAAGAUCUACAAGUUCGGUUAUGAUGUGAACGAAGUUCCAGGGCAUAUUGUUACUUUCUCUGGAUAUCCAGGAGCACUCAUCUCUUCUGACGACUACACAAUCACAUCUGCUGGAUUGACUUCAAUCGAAACAACCAUUGCAAUUUUCAACACUUCGUUGUACACUGAUAAGUAUAUGAGUGCAGAAGGGCAAGUUCACUGCUGGGUCAGAUCGAUGGUCUCCAAUUUGUUAUCAAAAACUGGAAAACAAUGGGUUGACACUUUCGGGCGGUACAAUUCAGGAACAUACAAUAAUCAGUGGACAGUUUUGGAUUGGAAGCAUUUCACGCCAGGACAACCAAUUCCAGACAAGGAUGUACUCUGGAUUUCUGAACAGACACCUGGCUACUACGAGUCUCGUGAUAUGACAUGGUACCUGAAGAAGUACACCUACUUUGCAUCCUACAACAUUCCGUUCCUUCCAAAAAUCAGCGAACGUUCUGGAUUCGACACCAAAGCCAAACAAUUCGCAUGGUACGAAUGGGGAGGUUCUCCACGUGCCAGAAUUUUUGACAGAGAUCAUCAGACGGUUACCGACAUUGAUUCUUUGACAAAAUUGAUGAGAUAUAAUAACUAUAAACAUGAAGAAUUCGCCAGAUGUAAAUGUACUCCAGAUCCAUGGACAGCAGAGGGAGGAAUCUCUGCUCGUGGAGACUUGAACAUUCCUGGCGGAACCUACGAAGUCGAGUCCAUGGGAUUCAGAGAUCAUGCAGGACUUGAUUUCAAGGGAACCAACUACGAGAUGUUCAAGAAAUUGAGAUUCCGUGCCUGGGGAGGACCACCAUAUGGAGAUGUUCCACCAUUUGACUGGAAUAACACCAAUAUCACAAAUGUUCGCCAUUUCGGACAGCCAGACUUUUGGAAUUUCACAUAUGUGGAUCUCGAAUGGGAGCUCGCCACGAAGGUUCUAUUGACUCCAGUCCCAUCAAUCUAG